UCUCUUUACUGCAAGGGCGCCAAACAGAGUAGCCACACUUCUUCUUGCUUCGAGAAUGCCGAUUGCUCCUUCCUUGUUGUCAUCAUCUUCCUCAGUCUCUCAGUUUCUCCCCAGAUUCCCUAACGCUAAUAGGUUCAAUGUAGCUUCACGGAGCAGAGCCGCUACCGUCGUCGCGGCCUCCGUCACCGACCUAGCCAGCAUAGACAGUACAACUAUCGCCGUAGUCGGAGGCGGAUCCGUAGCAGCUCUCGCGGCGAUGGUUUCGUUGACGGAUCCGGAGAGGAGGAGGAAGUUGCAGGCGGAGGAAGUUGGAGGAGGAGAUAAGGAGGUCGUGAGGGAGUAUUUCAACAGCACGGGUUUCGAGCGGUGGAGGAAGAUCUACGGCGAGACUGACGAAGUGAAUCGCGUGCAGAAGGAUAUUCGAAUCGGACACGCCAAAACCGUGGAGAACGCGAUGCUUAUGCUGACGGAGGAAGGAUCCUUGGCCGGCGUCACGGUCUGCGACGCCGGAUGCGGAACCGGAUCUCUCUCCAUUCCACUUGCUAAGGAAGGUGCGAUCGUCUCUGCUAGCGAUAUCUCUGCAGCUAUGGUUGCCGAAGCUCAGAUGAAGGCAAAGCAGCAACUACCAUCAGAGAAUUUACCAAGAUUUGAAGUGAAUGAUUUAGAGAGUCUAAGUGGGAAGUACAAUACAGUCGUAUGCCUGGACGUGCUGAUACAUUACCCUCAGAACAAAGCAGACGGAAUGAUCGCACACCUUGCUUCAUUAGCAGAGAAGAGAGUGAUUCUGAGUUUUGCUCCAAAGACAUUCUACUAUGAUAUCUUGAAGAGAAUCGGAGAGCUUUUCCCAGGGCCUUCAAAGGCUACAAGGGCUUAUCUACAUGCGGAGGCAGAUGUUGAAAGAGCAUUGCGUAAGGUUGGCUGGAAAAUCAGCAAGAGAGGACUCAUUACCACCCAGUUCUACUUUUCUAGGCUCAUCGAAGCUGUUCCGAUGUAGGUCAGUUUUUUGAAAGACGACUGUUAUUUGAUCUGUUGAUUAAUCUUUGGGAAUGAAAUAGGAACUAUGCCGCCAGUGUAAAACUCACUGAAGAGACUUUCCCAACUCUUCCUGCUCUCUGAGCCCUGAGGGUGGUGUCUACAAAGAAGCACCUUCUUCAGGCCCCGGUUCAUAGUUCUUCACUGUUUAAUAUGUAAUCAAUGUAAUAUGUAACUUUACCGUAUGCUAAAAACUCUUGCACAAGAUUUGCUACAAUCAUAUUGAAGGUCUUAAAACCAUA
This is a messenger RNA of Eutrema salsugineum, 1274 nucleotides long. Its product is annotated as magnesium protoporphyrin IX methyltransferase, chloroplastic. Gene Ontology annotation, molecular function: magnesium protoporphyrin IX methyltransferase activity. The record is from RefSeq and is a predicted model, not a curated record. Bases 56 to 994 code for a protein of 312 amino acids. Gene Ontology annotation, biological process: chlorophyll biosynthetic process. NCBI's taxonomy places the organism in Eukaryota, Viridiplantae, Streptophyta, Magnoliopsida, Brassicales, Brassicaceae. The transcript is spliced from 2 exons.